Messenger RNA from Mollisia scopiformis, 1130 nucleotides. RefSeq lists its product as uncharacterized. Bases 328 to 888 code for a protein of 186 amino acids. The record is from RefSeq and is a predicted model, not a curated record. Lineage: Eukaryota; Fungi; Ascomycota; Leotiomycetes; Helotiales; Mollisiaceae. The transcript has a single exon.
CUUCAGGUUUGAGACCGCAAACCUCAAGGACAAAGAGAGAAGAGCAGGAGAGGAUCGAAGAAAGGAGAUUCUCGAGGCAUUCUUGAAAGGCGGGAGAGAAAUCUGAGAGUGAGGACUCAUCAACAACAGCCCAACUCCAACUACUCACCAUGAUCUACUGCAUAACCGCAAGAGAUGGGACUUUAGCAGGGUAGAAACUAUGCAAGGAAACGGAUUCCAUGCUUGGCUCGUAAGGAUGAUGGCGUCUAUGGAGACCAAAAAGAUGUAGCUACUGCACCCCACGCCGAGGCAUGCAUUUGGAAACACGAAACAUACUAGAGCUAUGCUAUGCUAUGCUGUCUAACAUCAGCUGCAGUGUCCGCGAUUUUGUCCCCUUUCGGACUCAGCGUCGUAUCAGCCUCACGAGCUCACAGCCUCGUGUCAUUCCAUCUAGCCCUAGAUUUUCUUUUUCAUUACCUGGACGAAAACUCUUCCCCAUGCGUUCAUGCCAAGAAAUUGCAAGAAACGUCAGCUAACCACUCGUACCGUGUUUCUCGUAUGGAGUUCUUCUGCAUAGUCUGGAAGGAAUGGCAAGCCGCUGUCAGCUCUGUACAUUGGAGUCUGCCGUGCCGACUUCGCAAUUUACUGCAUGCAAAUCAGAGGAAGAAAAGUUUUCAAGCUUUCCUUGGCAUAGCAUAUCAGCCUUGCAUGCUUACUGUGCCUGGCAUGCAUGUUGAAAAAGCAAGCAAAAGGAUGAGACAUAUCAUUUUGCAGAGUAAUGGGUGGCUGCAUAGAGGCGCAGCUUUGGAAACAGAGUUUUUCGUCUCGAAUGUUGGAGAAAGGGAUGCGAGAGAGCUGAUUCGAGAGCACCGAAGGAUGGGGGUUACCGCAGGAUGCAGAGUCCCGUGAUCUAUUUCAGGACUUGGCGGGAGAUUCGACGAAAUUCUCCGAGAACCAGAGCAAAAAAGCAAAAAGCCUUUUUCUCGAGGACGAAGGCAUGAGGCAUGAGGCAUGAGAUCGAGAGAACAUCGCAGGGUGAUGCUGACGAGCCAAGCUUCGCGAAGCUUUCUGAUCGAUGCCCCUAAUUGAGACGAUCAGUGAUCCGCGGAGCUCCAGGAUUCCCGGCAAAGCUCUAGACCACGCUACGAAUA